UUUCUCCUUUAGGCCUGGACGAAAUUCUCUCUCAUUUCCUUUGGAGAGAAAAUUACAUCUUCUACACUCCUUUAAAUGUCUCCUUUGUGAUUUAAACAAUUGAUUUUCCACCCAAACUUACACAUUUGUGCAAAAAUAAUUUCUUGACACAUAAAUACCUAAAACCAUAAGAGAAGAAGGCACCACAAGGAUUUGAAGAAGGGAGAAAGGAAAACAUGAAUGGAAAGGCAUCGGUCUCCAAAGACCUUAACGAGAAACAUAUCAAGGUAUUAGAAGGCCUUGUCAAACUACCACAUAAUAAACAAUGUGCUGAUUGUCAUAACAAAGCACCAAGAUGGGCAAGUGUGAACCUGGGAAUAUUUAUAUGCAUGCAAUGCUCAGGAAUUCAUCGGAGUCUUGGGGUUCAUAUUUCACAGGUGAGAUCAAUAACGUUGGACACAUGGUUGCCGGAGCAUGUUGCUCUUAUGCAAUAUGUAGGAAAUGAGAGAGCCAACAAGUAUUGGGAAGCAGAAUUAACACGGUACUAUGACAAAAGUGGGAUUGAGAAAUUUAUCCAUGACAAGUACGUGCAGAGGAAGUGGGCUUCAAAGAAACUGCCCCAACCAACUACUCAAGCUUUGGGUCGAGCCUUAGCAGAUGACUUGACCCUGAAACCGGCCGAGAAGAGGGGAGAAACUACUCCCAGUAAAAACUCUGUGCCAAAGCUACCAAGGAGACAUUCUCUUGACGCAGUCACUUUCACCAAGUACACGGUUGAGACUGACCACGCCCCUGCAGUAAAACCUCGUGCGGCGUCGAUGGAUAUGAAGAGUGACGUGAUCCCGAAAGUGCAGCGUGACACAACGGACAAGGACAAACAGAACUGCAGUCGGAUCACAACUACUACUACUACUAUUCCUUCUAAUUGGGCGACGUUUGAUUGAUGAGUGAUCACGUACACUUAAAUCGCCAUUUGCGAGCUGUAUAUUCUUUUCCCAGUGAAGUGCAAUCUUCUGUAUGUAUAGUAAAGCGGAAGGCUAUUC
Linum trigynum is the source of this 1022-nucleotide messenger RNA. The record is from the annotation of a GenBank genome assembly. Lineage: Eukaryota; Viridiplantae; Streptophyta; Magnoliopsida; Malpighiales; Linaceae.